Messenger RNA from Fusarium musae, 1020 nucleotides. RefSeq lists its product as uncharacterized. Lineage: Eukaryota; Fungi; Ascomycota; Sordariomycetes; Hypocreales; Nectriaceae. Gene Ontology annotation, cellular component: cyclin-dependent protein kinase holoenzyme complex; nucleus. Gene Ontology annotation, molecular function: cyclin-dependent protein serine/threonine kinase regulator activity; protein kinase binding. The transcript has a single exon. Bases 1 to 1020 code for a protein of 339 amino acids. Gene Ontology annotation, biological process: regulation of cyclin-dependent protein serine/threonine kinase activity. The record is from RefSeq and is a predicted model, not a curated record.
AUGUCUUAUCAAACGGCUGUUACUACCGAGGCUCAGGCCGGCACAAUUCCACUGCGACAUCCCGAUACCACGACUGAUCGACCGCCGCCUCCUCCCCCGGUGCCCUCUUCCGAUCCUCAUUUGAUCGCCGACGACCCCUCCGCACCGAAAGCCUCUGCCGAUCAUGGCCUCUUCGAGAUGUCACCAGCAGAAGCACUCGCUUUGCUGAGCGCUGGCGUCGAGCUUCUUGUCAGGAUAACGGGCGAUGUACCGCCGACACCGCCGCCAAAAUCUCCUACCGUGCCGCACAUGAGUGGCAUGCAAGCUGAGAAGGAGAAUAUCGUGCGGUCAUACUCGGAUAAGAAUCUGGUGAAAUUAAGGAAACAGGCCGAGCUUGAGGCCAAGAGAUUGGCUGCCAAAGAUAAGCCUGAGCCUGUGCAUGACAAUCAACCAGAGUCGGGGGAUAUUGAUGGUGUGCGGCUGAAGCCUCACCCAGGUCUCAUGUCGCCGCCACCUCAAUCAGAGCCUUAUGUUGUCGUGGGAGCCGAUUCCCAGCCUGUCAACUUGCAACACAGCGCUAUAACACGCAAGUUCUACAGCAAGAAUGAGCCUCCGAUCACUAUCAACCAGUAUCUUCAGCGACUACACCAAUUCUGUCCCAUGAGUACCGCAGUAUACCUCGCGACAUCACUAUAUAUACACCGAUUAGCCGUUGAGGAGCGAGCUAUCCCUGUCACCCGGCGCAACGCACAUCGUUUAGUCCUGGCUGGUCUUAGAGUUGCCAUGAAAGCUCUUGAAGAUCUAUCUUAUCCCCAUGCCAAGAUGGCUAAGGUGGGUGGCGUCAGUGAAGCAGAACUGGCUAGGUUGGAGAUAAGCUUCUGUUUCCUGGUUGGAUUCGAACUAGUUGUUGGUGAGGCUCGACUACGGAAACACUACGAGCGAUUGAGAGAUCGCACUUCGCACCACGGCUUCGAUAAUGCGGAUGUUCCUAUAUUAAACCUCAAGCCUCGGCCACGCGGCGGAGUUCAGCCAGCAGCAUAG